AUGGAUAUGUGGACCUCGUGCCAAAACAAAGGAUACAUGUGUGUUACAAUUCAUUGGAUAGAUGAUAGUUGGCGUAUGCAAAAGAGAAUUAUUGGUUUCUUCAAUGUAAAAGAUCUGAAAGAGAAUGCUAAUGGUUCCCUAGUGUGUGAUGGGAUGUUUUUUCAUGUUAGAUGUGCCUGCCAUAUUCUCAAUUUGGUUGCUAGAGAUGGGUUGAAAGUCAUUUCAGGAACACUCAGCAAGGUCAAAUCACUUGUACUAGCUGUGAAAGGGUCUCCAUUGCAGUGGGAAGAGCUUAUGAAGCGUGCCACCGAAGCUGGGUUGGAUACAAAGAGGGGUAUUCAAAUGGAUGUUUCAACAAGGUGGAACUCUACCUAUCUAAUGUUGAGAGAUGCCUUGUACUACAAGGAUGCAUUUAUUAGGCUGAAGUCUUCAAAUCGACGUAGUGAAGAUGCUACAAUUAGAGAAAUGGCAGUUGCUAUGAGUGCAAAAUUUGAGAAAUAUUGGGAGCAGUCCAACAUUGCUCUAGUGCAGCUUUGUUUUCUUGAUCCUAGGUAUAAGAAAAGGCUCAUAGAGUACUACAUGAAGAAGUUCCAUGGGGUUCAUUAUCAAGCUGAACUUGAUGAGUUUAUUAGUGUGAGGUAUAUGUUGGAACCACUACUGAAAAUUGUUGGUGAGUUUGACAUCUUAGCGUGGUGGAAAAACAAGAGAGAAGAGUAUCCUAUCCUUUCACAAAUUGUUAGGGAUGUAAUGGCUGUACAAGUAUCAACAGUAGCAUCCGAGUGCGCCUUUAGUGCUGCUGGUCGUGUUGUUGAUCCCUAUCGUAGUCGUCUUGAUCACGAGAUGAUUCUAAAAUGGUUGGAUCAAUUUUGCACUGGCAGUGGCGCUGGACCCGCUUGUGCACCAGCAACAACCACAACUCCAAAUGUUGACAAUGAUGACCCAGAGGAAGGUGAGGAUGAAGAGGAGGCUCACCUUUCUGGCAAGAGGUACAAGAAAUGCACAUCGUGGGUGCGGAAUUAUUUCACCAAGAAAAAGGAGAAAGGAAUAAUGGACAAUUAUUUCCAAGAAAAAGAAACUCUGUAUGCACUCUUGAAAACUAUGAAUUGCCGCUUUAGUGCAACAAUGGAUAUGUGGACCUCGUGCCAAAACAAAGGAUACAUGUGUGUUACAAUUCAUUGGAUAGAUGAUAGUUGGCGUAUGCAAAAGAGAAUUAUUGGUUUCUUCAAUGUAAAAGGUAGGCAUCUUGGUGCAAAGUUAUGCGAGACAUUCUUUGAAGUUAUGGUUAAAUGGUACAUUGAAAAUAGACUAUUUGCUUUGACUUUGGAUAAUGCUAGUUCAAAUGAAGUGAUGUACUGCCAUAUUCUCAAUUUGGUUGCUAGAGAUGGGUUGAAAGUCAUUUCGGGAACACUCAAGCAAGAUUCUAAAAUGGUUGGAUCAAUUGACAAUAACAAGGAGGGGGAAGAGGACGCUGAGGAGGACAAUGAGGAAGAAAAAGACAUGGAAAGUGAUCCUAUUCCUGACAUCAUGGAUGAUGCUGAUGAACUGUAG
Miscanthus lutarioriparius is the source of this 1548-nucleotide messenger RNA. Lineage: Eukaryota; Viridiplantae; Streptophyta; Magnoliopsida; Poales; Poaceae. The record is from the annotation of a GenBank genome assembly.